AUUUUUUUCUUCUUGUUGCUAUGGUGAUGGGUUACCAAAGCAAAACAAUUAAUUUGUUUGGUCCCUUUGUUAGUGUAACUCUGUUGCCAUUAAAGUAAGCGUUUAAUAAAUAGAUAACAUGUGCCUCAGUUUACAAAUACGAUUUUUUGUUAUUAUCCUUUUAUUGUCUUGCUUCCCCAUUGACUUUUUCGCUACACAAAAUCAGCGUGGUACUGGAAAAAUGAUUGCCAUUAUGUUACUGGCUUUCUUUUUUAUUGAGGGAAAGGGAAAUAGGCCGACUGAGAAAUAAAAAGCUGGGGAGGAAGGGACAUUAUAUGAUACCUGUAAUAGAUAAGAGAAUAU
Messenger RNA from Rhizopus microsporus ATCC 52813, 342 nucleotides. RefSeq lists its product as uncharacterized. The transcript has a single exon. The record is from RefSeq and is a predicted model, not a curated record. Lineage: Eukaryota; Fungi; Mucoromycota; Mucoromycetes; Mucorales; Rhizopodaceae. Bases 119 to 289 code for a protein of 56 amino acids.